Ictalurus furcatus (blue catfish) is the source of this 4397-nucleotide messenger RNA. RefSeq names its product B-cell receptor CD22-like. The coding region runs from base 92 to 2164 and encodes 690 amino acids. The transcript has 11 exons. NCBI's taxonomy places the organism in Eukaryota, Metazoa, Chordata, Actinopteri, Siluriformes, Ictaluridae. The record is from RefSeq and is a predicted model, not a curated record.
AAGGAGGUUUAACAGCUCAGUAGAUUGUAUGUUGUUGUGACUUAUUAUAAAUACAUUUUAUAUAUUUUGUUUCUAUAGAAUCUUUCCAGUAAUGAUGUCCCUCAAAAUGGCUUCUCCACUUCAUCUGGUCUUUCUGUUCAUGAUCUCAGGAGCUCUUGGGAAUGAAUGGAAAGUGACAUACAUCAAAACAAAACUCUGUGCUUUAAAAGGAUCUACAGUGUUUAUGAACGUCACGUACACACACCCAACACGUCUUACAGUGAAGAACAGGUUUUGGUUAAUAAAUGCAGUUCAGGGUAAAGAACCGACUGAUCUGCGUAAUGAUUCAGGUUACUCAGGCAGAGUGGAGUAUUCAGGAGAUGAACAGAAACACUUCUCCCUCAGACUGAGUGACGUGAAGAAAACAGAUGAACAGAAGUACUGGUUCAGAAUCAUAACAAAUGAAGAAAAAGAAAGAUACCAGGGUGAACCUGGAGUUACACUCAAUGUUACAGAUCUUCAGGUGAUCGCUCCUGCAGAAGUGACAGAGGGACAAUCAGUCGUUCUGAUCUGUAACACCACCUGCAGUCUGACUGACCCAACAUUCAUCUGGUACAAAAACAGACGUGAUUUAACCACAAACACCCCCAAGAGCAAUGAACUCCACCUGCAGCCGGUGAGCAGUGAGGAUGCAGGCAGUUAUAGCUGUGCUGUAAGAGGAUAUGAACAUCUCCCCUCUCCUGCUCAAACCCUCAGAGUCAGAUAUCCUCCAAAGAACGUCUCAGUGUCCAUCAGCUCCUCUGGUGAAAUAGUGGAGGGCAGUUCAGUGACUCUGACCUGCAGCAGUGAUGCUAACCCACCUGUGGAGAACUACACCUGGUUUAAGGGGACGACAUCAGUAGGAAAAGAAAAGACCUACACCAUCUCCAAGAUCAGAUCUGAGGACAGUGGAGAGUACAAGUGCAAGUGCAGUAAUGAAGUCGGACAUCAGGACUCCAUCAGUGUAACUCUGAAUGUUCUGUAUCCUCCAAAGAACGUCUCAGUGUCCAUCAGCUCCUCUGGUGAAAUAGUGGAGGGCAGUUCAGUGACUCUGACUUGCAGCAGUGAUGCUAACCCACCUGUGGAGAACUACACCUGGUUUAAGGGGACGACAUCAGUAGGAAAAGAAAAGACCUACACCAUCUCCAAGAUCAGAUCUGAGGACAGUGGAGAGUACAAGUGCAACUGCAGUAAUGAAGUCGGACAUCAGGACUCCAUCAGUGUAACUCUGAAUGUUCUGUAUCCUCCAAAGAACGUCUCAGUGUCCAUCAGCUCCUCUGGUGAAAUAGUGGAGGGCAGUUCAGUGACUCUGACCUGCAGCAGUGAUGCUAACCCACCUGUGGAGAACUACACCUGGUUUAAGGGGACGACAUCAGUAGGAAAAGAAAAGACCUACACCAUCUCCAAGAUCAGAUCUGAGGACAGUGGAGAGUACAAGUGCAACUGCAGUAAUGAAGUCGGACAUCAGGACUCCAUCAGUGUAACUCUGAAUGUUCUGUAUCCUCCAAAGAACGUCUCAGUGUCCAUCAGCUCCUCUGGUGAAAUAGUGGAGGGCAGUUCAGUGACUCUGACCUGCAGCAGUGAUGCUAACCCACCUGUGGAGAACUACACCUGGUUUAGGGUGAAUGAAUCGUCACCUGUAGGAUCUGGACAGACUUACGGAGCACUACAGAGUGGACAGUACUACUGCAAGGCUCAGAAUAAACAAAGCUCUGAGAGAUCAGCUGCAGUGUCCGUCACUUUAAACAGGGUUCAGAGCUUAGGUGUGUACGCAGGUGUUGGGGCUGUUGUCUUUGUGUGUGUUUGUCUCAUCAUCACCUUCCUGUUUAUCAGGAAAAAGAAUAGAAUUGAUUCAACAGUAGACCAAAGUUUUAAACAGGAUGAUCUUUACGCCAACGUAGCAGUGACAAAUCCAAUCGCUACGGCAUCCGAUUCAGCCUCAGCCAAUCCGGAUGAAGUUCUCUAUGCCAGCGUUGUACGUCGGAGUGCCAUUGACCCUGGGAAUGCUGAGAGUUCUGCUGUAAAAGCUUCUGCCUCUGAGGACGAGGAGGUUCAGUAUUCUAGUGUCAGAUUUACUCGCAGAGGUGCUGACUACAGGCCUGCCAAUGAUGAGGAUCCAACUGCAAUCUACAGCAGAGUGAAAUAAACAACAUUCACCCAUUUAUUCAACAUCACCACAACUUCCACCUGGCCAUAGUGGAAAGUAGAAAAUCACAUGAGCCUAUUUCUAUUUUUAUUUUUUAAAUACCUUUUUUUGGCCCUGAGUAGUGAAUUCUAUGGAUUAUUUUGUAUUGUAUCAGAUGCAGACUUGUGUUAUUAGCUACGAUGGACAUGUUAUCGCCAAAAGUCUUCUCUAGGUGUGAUUGUUCGGUUGUCUUCCCAUUUUAUUUACAAGGUAUGGUAAUCGAGGAGUUGUAUUUGGAUAAUAUUUUAUAUAUUUUGGAUAAGACUUUCAUUUGUUGUGAGAGAUUUAGUAGUUCUGAUACGAAUGGGGGUGGUAGGCUAUAAUGUGCUGUCUUUUAGGUUGUUUUUAGAGCAUAUAAUGGAUUUAAGUUGUAGAAAUUCAAGGAAAUGUUUAUUUCUACUCCAUGCUUCUCAGCUAGAUAAGGGUAAUGAUGAAAAGGUGUUGUUUUUUUUACAUAUGUGUUUAAGGUGUGUAAUGCCUUUGUCUACCCAUUCGGGGAUGUUUAUCUUCACUGUGUUUGCAAAGUCGGGUUGUGCCAUAUGGGAGCGUUUUCGGUUAGUUGGAGUGGUGAAUUUAUUGUUUUAUAAAAUUUCCACCAAGCUGUUGGACUUUUGAAGCAGGGGUGGCAUUUAAUAGCGGUGUUGAUGAAUGGUAGGUCUGAGAUUUUUAUUUUAUUGCAUAGCUUCUGUUCCGCAUCUCGCCAAAUCUCAUUUAUCUGACUGGGCUUUAUCCAUUUGAUUAUAUAUUGGUCUUGGUUAGUGAGGUAAUAUUGUUGAAUGUUCGGGGCCUCUGAAAGUCCUUCCUGAUAUUUUCAUCUGUGUAAAGUGGGUAGUUUGAUGCUGGGAGGUUUAAAAUUCAGCGAUACUGGAAGUGAGUGAUUUGAACCAGGAAGGAGGAGGUUCAUCUGGGAUCAUUGAAUAUAAGUAAUUAAUUGUGUGUAGUAUUGCCAUUUUUAUGGAUGUUACUCUGCCAAUGAGAGACAGGGGAAUGUUAUCCAGCGUCGGAGAUCAUUAUUUUUGGUGUUCAAUAAAGGGUUAAAAUUGAGUUUAUGCAAGUCUGACAGCUUGGUGGAGAUUUUGACACCAACAUAAGUGAUGUAGUCAGUGCUUAUGGGGAUAGACAGAGAUUGUACUGUAUUUUCGGGCAGUUUCAUGUUGAGAUGGAGCAUAGAGGAUUUGGACUGGUUAAGUGUGUAACUGAAAGUUUUACUCUACUAUCCACACAUUUUUUUUUAUUAUUCUUGUAUUGAUUCUAUAGGUUUUCGUAAGAAGAGUACGAUAUCAUCAGCAUAUAAACUGAUUUUGUAUUCCAUGUUUGCUGUCUGGAUCCCAUUAAUGUUUACAUUCUGUCUUAUUGCUGCAGCUAAUGGUUCUAUAAAAAUGGUGAAUAGGGAUGUAGAGAGUGGGCAUCCUUGUCUAGUGCCUCUGUGUAGAGUGAAACUGUGUGAUAUCAGUCCGUUAGAGAUAACUGUGGCCUUUGGUGAUGUGUCGAGUAUUUUUAUCCAAUGAAUAAAUGAUUCACUGAAAUCUAAUCUAUGAAGAGUGGUGAGUAGAAAUGUCCAGUUAACUUUAUUAAAGGAUUCUCUGCAUCAAGUGUUACUAUUACUGAUUCUAUAUGUUGAUGUGAUAUGUAAUGUACCAGGUUGAGGAGUCUACACAUGUUCGUGGUUAACUGUCAGUUUUUAAUGAGCUGUGUUUGUGUUGAUCAGUGAUGGGAUCGGUAAGGACGGUAACUAGAGGCUUAAGUGGGGUCUUUAAUGGAUUUUAGGUGAAGUGAUAUACUGAUGAUAUUCAUUUCUAUCAGUAGUUUCAUAUUCAGUUUAAUUUCAGAUACUAAUCUGUUGAAGAGUGGUGUCAGGAUAGUCCAGAACUGUUUAUAGAACAAACCAUCAGGAUCUGGUGUUUUAUUAUUAGGGCAUCUAAGGGCAUAGAUCUCAUCUGGGUCUAUCGUUUAUCCGUGGAAACUGCUUGUUCUUGUAUGUAUAGUAUUUAAUUAAGUCUAAUAGCAGUGUGUGUGUGUGUGUGUGUGUGUGAGAGAGAGAGAGAGAGAGAGAGAGAGAGAUUUAUAUUUAUGGAAGAUAGACAAAGGUAUAUGCAUCAUUUAUGUAGGUUCAGGUGUGAGAUCACUCAUCUGUAAAAUGCUAUAUGAAAAUUGUGUUGAUUUAUAAUUUAUAAGAAUAUUUUUGUACCUUGUG